This is a messenger RNA of Apis cerana (Asiatic honeybee), 2311 nucleotides long. RefSeq names its product heparan-alpha-glucosaminide N-acetyltransferase. The record is from RefSeq and is a predicted model, not a curated record. NCBI's taxonomy places the organism in Eukaryota, Metazoa, Arthropoda, Insecta, Hymenoptera, Apidae.
ACACUAACAAAAAUAAGAGGUUUCCGCCAUAUUUUCCUGUGUUCAUCAAUAUUGUAUCAACGAAGCAACAUUUAACAGUUUUUGUUUCUUUAAUAACGAAAUCACAAAUUGCGCAUUUAAUUAAAAUGCAUUUUCAAUUUAUGUCAAAAUAAUAAUUUGUGUAUGGAUUAUUUCGAAGAACUAUACGAAUCAAAGUAUAUAAUUAUGAUUCUAUUUUAUGGGAUAAAUUAAGAGAGAAUUUGUAAAAAUAUAAUUUCUCGUACAAAUGUAAUUAUUCUAAAUAAAUUCAAAUUUUAUAUUUUUCAAAAUGAUAAACUCAACCUUGAAUCCUUAUUUAAAUUCAAAUACUUCACUUGGUAUAGAUCAAGCUUAUUUCAGUAUUUUAAAUUUAUAUCUUAAUCCUGUUAUAUUUUAUGCAAUAGCAUGGGAAGCUUAUACAGGAAAUGGUAUUCCAAUAGCCACUUUAGAACCACAUAGUAAUACAACUUUAAAAAUAAGCACAAAAUAUCCAUUACAUAUAUAUUAUCAAUCUAUUGAAGCUGACAGAGUUUAUGAAUAUUGUCAUACAACUUAUACUUUCAAAGAACAUGGUAGUUAUGGAUGGAAUAUAUCAAGUGCUUCUUUGUGUUCUAAUAUUUAUGUAUUACAUGAACCAACAGAGAGCUAUCUCCCAAUUUUAGCAGCUUUUAUAAUAUAUGUUUUAUUAGCAAUUUUAUGGACAACAUUUAAAGUUAUUAUACGAGUAAUAAGAGGAAAAUUAUCACCCAAUAAUAUUUAUGAUGAUUUAGAUAGACUUCAAGAAGCAGAAAAUGCAACAAAUUUAGUAGUUAGAACUACAAAAUUCAGCACAAGAAUACAUUCAGUAGACACAUUCAGAGGAAUUGCUAUACUAUUGAUGAUAUUUGUGAAUAAUGGAGGAGGAAAAUACAUCUUUUUUAAUCAUAGUGCAUGGUUUGGACUUUCAAUAGCUGAUUUAGUACUUCCUUGGUUUGCAUGGAUUAUGGGAUUAAUGAUAACUGUUUCAAAACGCACAGAACUUCGUUUAACAACUUCACGUAUUAAAAUAACUUUAUAUUGUCUUCGACGAUCAGCAAUAUUGAUUUUUCUUGGAUUAAUGUUGAAUUCAAAGGAUAGUGAAUCCCUACACGAUCUUCGUUUUCCCGGUGUUCUUCAAUUAUUAGGUGUAUCGUAUUUUGUAUGCGCCAUAUUAGAAACAAUUUUUAUGAAACCUCAUUCUCAGGAUAUCUUACACCAGUUUGGCCGUUUCGCUAUGUUUCGAGAUAUUUUAGAAAGCUGGCCUCAGUGGUUGAUUAUGGCUGGCAUUGUGACUACACAUACUUUGAUUACUUUUCUUCUUCCUAUAUCGAAUUGUCCAAAGGGUUAUUUUGGUCCUGGUGGAGAAUAUCAUUUUCGUGGAAAAUAUAUGAAUUGUACUGCAGGUGCAGCUGGUUAUAUAGAUAGAUUAAUCUUUGGAAAUCAUACAUACAAUCAUACAGAAAAUUUUCUUUAUGGUCAAAUUUUACGUUAUGAUCCUGAAGGUUUGAUGAACACUAUAUCAGCUAUAUUUAUUGUCUAUUUGGGAGUUCAUGCUGGUAAAAUUCUAUUAUUGUACUAUCAAUGUAAUUCUAGAGUAAUUAGAUGGUUUUUAUGGACAGCAUUUACGGGUAUCAUUGCUGGAAUUUUAUGUAAUUUCGAAACUCAAGGAGGAAUUAUUCCAAUUAGUAAAAGGAUGAUGACAUUAUCAUACGUUUUGAUUUGUUCCAGUUUUGCCUUCUUAUUGUAUGCACUUUUAUAUGUCCUUAUCGAUUAUAAGCAAUUUUGGAAUGGAGCUCCAUUCGUUUAUGCCGGAAUAAAUCCAAUUUUUCUUUACGUGGGUCAUGUUUUAACAAAAGAUUUAUUUCCAUGGUCAUGGAAUAUUGCUGUUCCAUCCCAUGCAUCUCUUCUUGCUAUGAACUUAUGGACAACAAGUUUAUGGACAAUAAUAGCAUAUCUUCUUUAUCGGAAAGAUAUUAUCAUAACAGUUUAAAAAUAUAUGCAUCAAAAUGUUAAAUAUAUUUAUGGCUUAAUACGAAUUAAACAUUUCUUACUUACAAUGUAACAUAACAAUUUAACAUUAUAUGAAAAAAAAACAAGGUAACAUUAUACACAAAGAAAAACAAUGUUUAUAAACAAGGAUAAAUGGCAUAUGUUUGCAUUUGAGGACGUUGUUAAUGUUAAUUAACGAAUAUCGAGCAGGAAAAUAAUUAUAUUAGCUUUAAAUAAUUUUAAAAAUGUUAUUUAAUUUUAUAAAUAAAAAUAAUAAAUAAAUGUU